Dioscorea cayenensis subsp. rotundata (Guinea yam) is the source of this 336-nucleotide messenger RNA. RefSeq names its product pentatricopeptide repeat-containing protein At3g62890-like. NCBI's taxonomy places the organism in Eukaryota, Viridiplantae, Streptophyta, Magnoliopsida, Dioscoreales, Dioscoreaceae. Bases 1 to 336 code for a protein of 111 amino acids. Gene Ontology annotation, biological process: RNA modification. The record is from RefSeq and is a predicted model, not a curated record. Gene Ontology annotation, molecular function: RNA binding; protein binding. The transcript has a single exon.
AUGCUCCCUUCCGCCGCUCUUCCAAACAAGUUCACUUUCACCUUUUUACUCAAAGCUUGCGUCCAUGGCUUCUCCUCUUCUCUCUCCUGCCUCCACGCCCAUCUCAACCUUCUUGGCCUCCACCGUGACCCAUUCCUCCGCUCCUCCCUCAUCUUAACCUAUGCCCACCAUCGCCAUAUUUCCAUUGUCGACCACCUAUUCCGGCAACAGACCUCCAAUGACACCGCGCUGGUCUCCGCCUACGCUCGCUGCGGCCUGCUCGAGUCCGCGCGGAAGGUGUUCGACGAAAUGCCCCAACGAAAUCCCGUCUCCUGGGUUGUUCUUUUGACUGCUUAG